GCCUCUCCUCCCCCCCGCCAUGGCUCCCCGUGUCCCUGCUCUUCUCCUCUCAGUGAGCGAAAGUGGCCGCCGCCGCCGUCCCAGCGCCCGCAGCCGCCGCCUCCUCCUCAACAGCAAUAGCGCGGCCGCCAUCUUGGCGAGGCAGAAGCCGAAAGGCAUCGCGGCAGUACACAGCCAGCGCCAUCGCAGGCAACUCGGCUCAGGGCGGGCCGGAGCGAGCGGAGCGGGCAACUCAGGAGUCACCCUCGGCCCGAGCCGCGCCAAGCAUCCAGCUGUGCGUUAAGAGGUCUCUGUGAAUGAGGAGAGUCUUGUUCUAUGGCCUCAGAGCUGGGUGCCAGAGAAGAUGGCAACUGCACAGAGCUGGCAACACCUCUAUAUCUGCAGUAUCUGGAAAAAGCUCUGCGAUUGGACCACUUUCUACGGCAGACUUCUACCAUCUUCAAUAGGAGUGUAUCCAGUGAUGAAAGUGAAGAUGGACUGGAAGACAAUCCUUUGUUGCCUCAGCCUGGGGGUUCCUUGAUACAAGUUAAAGAAGAGCCUGCAAGUUCAUUGCUUGGAGAGUCUUCUGGAGCAGGAAGUUCUGGAAUGUUAAACACACAUUCACUCAAUGGAGUAUUGCAGUCUGAGCCAAAAACAGAAAAAGGGAAUCUAUAUAAUUUUUCCAAAUUGAAGAAAAGUAGGAAAUGGCUGAAGAGUAUUCUCCUGAGUGAUGACUCCAGUGAUAGUGAGUCAGCAACAGAUGAGGAUGGAGAAGAAGGGGAGGAGCUUUCUCUUUCCAGGGAAGAACUUCACAACAUGCUGCGAUUGCACAAGUACAAGAAACUGCAUCAAAGUAAAUACAGCAAAGACAAAGAGUUACAGCAGUACCAGUAUUACAGUGCAGGUUUGCUCUCCACACAUGAUCCUUACUAUGAGCAACAGCGUCAUCUCAUAGGACCCAAGAAAAAGAAGUUCAAAGAUGAAAAAAAAUUAAAAGCCAAAUUGAAAAAGGUGAAAAAAAAGAAAAGACGGGAUGAAGAACUCUCCUCUGAGGAAUCUCCUCGGCGUCAUCACCAUCAGACCAAAGUUUUUGCCAAGUUUUCUCAUGAUACUCCUCCACAAGGAUCCAAGAAAAAGCAUUUGUCCAUUGAACAAUUGAAUGCUCGCAGGCGAAAAGUAUGGCUCAGCAUUGCUAAAAAAGAGCUGCCAAAGGCAUACAAGCAGAAAGUGUCAGCCAGAAACCUGUUUCUAAGUAACAGCCGAAAGCUGGCUCACCAGUGUAUGAGAGAGGUUCGUCGAGCAGCUAUCCAAGCCCAAAAGAACUGUAAGGAAACUCUGCCACGGGCACGACGGCUUACCAAGGAGAUGCUUCUUUACUGGAAGAAAUAUGAAAAAGUGGAGAAGGAACACCGCAAAAGAGCAGAGAAGGAAGCACUGGAGCAACGCAAGCUGGAUGAGGAGAUGAGAGAGGCUAAGAGACAACAGAGGAAACUUAACUUCCUGAUUACGCAAACUGAACUGUAUGCCCACUUCAUGAGCCGCAAACGAGAUAUGGGGCAUGAUGGAAUACAGGAGGAAAUCUUAAGGAAGCUCGAAGACAGUUCUAUCCAGAGGCAAAUUGAUAUUGGUGGAGGUGUUGUGGUCAACAUCACACAGGAGGAUUAUGAUAGUAACUACUACAAGGUUCAGGCUCUGAAGAAUGCAGAAGAUGCUUACCGGAUUCAUCAGGCUCAGACAAGGUCAUUUGAUGAAGAUGCUAAAGAGAGCCGGGCAGCAGCCCUUCGGGCUGCCAACAAAUCUGGCACUGGAUUUGGAGAAAGCUACAGCCUUGCAAAUCCAUCUAUUCGAGCUGGAGAGGACAUUCCACAGCCUACCAUUUUUAAUGGUAAACUGAAAGGUUACCAGCUGAAAGGCAUGAACUGGCUGGCCAACCUUUAUGAGCAGGGCAUCAAUGGAAUCCUGGCAGAUGAAAUGGGUCUGGGCAAAACAGUGCAGAGCAUUGCCUUGCUAGCACAUCUAGCCGAGAGGGAAAACAUCUGGGGACCCUUUUUAAUUAUUUCACCGGCUUCCACACUGAACAAUUGGCAUCAGGAGUUUGCCAGAUUUGUUCCUCGAUUUAAGGUGCUGCCUUACUGGGGAAAUCCCCAUGAACGAAAAGUAAUCAGGAAAUUCUGGAGUCAGAAGACUUUGUAUACUCAGGAUGCUCCUUUCCAUGUGGUGAUCACCAGUUAUCAGCUUGUAGUCCAAGAUGUAAAGUAUUUUCAGCGGGUUAAGUGGCAAUAUAUGGUGCUGGAUGAAGCACAAGCGCUCAAGAGUAGCUCCAGUGUCCGUUGGAAAAUUUUACUUCAGUUCCAAUGCCGAAAUCGAUUGUUACUAACUGGGACACCUAUCCAAAACACCAUGGCUGAGCUCUGGGCUUUGCUUCAUUUCAUUAUGCCAACAUUGUUUGAUUCCCAUGAGGAAUUCAACGAGUGGUUUUCUAAAGAUAUUGAAAGCCAUGCAGAGAAUAAAUCUGCCAUUGAUGAAAAUCAGCUAUCCCGUUUGCACAUGAUCCUGAAGCCUUUCAUGUUGAGAAGAAUCAAGAAAGAUGUGGAGAAUGAGCUGUCAGACAAGAUUGAGAUUCUUAUGUACUGCCAGCAGACAAGUCGACAAAAAUUAUUGUACCAAGCUCUGAAGAACAAGAUUUCUAUUGAUGACCUUUUGCAGUCCUCGAUGGGCACAACCCAGCAAGCACAGAACACUACCAGUAGCCUCAUGAACCUUGUCAUGCAGUUCAGGAAGGUAUGCAAUCAUCCAGAACUCUUUGAAAGACAAGAAACAUGGUCUCCAUUUCAUAUUUCACUCAAGCCAUACCAGACUUCAAAAUUUCUCUACCGUCAUGGGCAGAUCAGGGUGUUUAAUCACUCACGGGACAGGUGGUUGCAGCUUUUACUUUCACCUUUUGCCCCAGACCACAUCCAGCAGUCUCUCUUCCAUAGGAAGGGUGCUGAAAAAGAAAGUUGUUUCUCUUUCUUACGAUUUAUAGAUGUUUCUCCAGCAGAGAUGGCAAACCUCAUGCAUCACGGACAUUUAGCCAGAUGGUUAGCUCUUUUCCUGUCUCUGAAAGCUACCUACAGGCUCCACCACAGGCGUUUCUGGAGUGAGCCAGAAGAGGAUCAUCAGCAAAAGUCUCAGUGUCUGAAUAACAAAGAUUUCUUGCUGGACAUCAGUCACCCACUCUCCCUUCCCAACUUGCACAGCUGCACUUUGCUGCGAAACCUUGUCUUCACAAGCCACUGUAAAGCAGUAAUUGGCUGUUCUGAUUACAUCGUUCAUCAACGAUCAGCUACCUCAUGGAAACAGUGUUGUCAAAUCACAGAGCUGCCAUCCUUCCUGUGUGUAGUAAGUCCAAAGGUAACAGCUGUGCCGCUGGACUUCUAUUGCAAUGAUCGGAGUGCAGAGUAUGAGCGUCGGGCACUUAAAGACGGGGGAAGCCUCGAAGCAAAGCAGUGUAUAUUGCAUGGUGCGCCUGAACAAGCAGCUGGCUGGCUUAAAAGGUGCUCCCAGUUCUUUCCAGAAUAUCCUGGAGGAUUGUUAGGGAUCAGGCCUCAAAAUGGCUGGUCUUUCAUCAGAAUUCCAGACAAAGAGAGUCUGAUCACAGACAGUGGAAAGCUUUAUGCCCUUGAUAUUCUGUUGACAAGAUUAAAAUCUCAAGGACACAGAGUCCUUAUCUACUCUCAGAUGACACGGAUGAUUGACUUGUUGGAGGAAUAUAUGGUUUACAGGAAACAUACUUAUAUGCGGCUAGAUGGCUCAUCAAAAAUCUCAGAAAGAAGGGAUAUGGUUGCUGACUUUCAGAACAGGAAUGAUAUCUUUGUCUUCUUGUUAAGCACAAGAGCUGGUGGCUUAGGUAUUAACCUUACGGCUGCUGAUACAGUAAUUUUCUACGAUAGCGACUGGAAUCCAACAGUGGAUCAGCAGGCCAUGGAUCGAGCUCACAGGCUGGGUCAAACAAAACAAGUCACUGUGUAUCGAUUGAUUUGUAAAGGCACCAUUGAGGAGCGCAUCUUGCAGAGGGCCAAGGAGAAAAGUGAGAUUCAAAGGAUGGUGAUUUCAGGUGGCAAUUUCAAACCAGACACAUUAAAACCCAAGGAGGUGGUUAGUCUGCUGCUUGACGAUGAAGAACUUGAGAAAAAAUUGCGCCAGCGGCAGGAGGAGAAGCGGCAGCAAGAGGAGACGAAUCGUGUGAAAGAGCGUAAACGAAAGAGGGAAAAAUAUGCCGAAAAGAAGAAAAAGGAAGAUGAGCUGGAUGGGAAAAAAAAGAAAGAAGGCAUGAAUCUAGUGAUUCCUUUUGUUCCAUCUGCAGAUAACUCUAAUCUCUCAGCUGAUGGAGAUGAGUCAUUUGUUAGUGUAGAUUCUGCUAUGCCUAGCCCUUUUAGUGAGAUCUCCAUCAGCAGUGAAUUGCACAUGGGUUCCAUCCCUCCUGAUGAGAGCAGCAAUGACAUGCUGGUGAUUGUAGAUGAUCCAGCCUCUUCAGCACCUCAGUCAAGAGCCACCAACUCUCCUGCUUCCAUCACUGGCUCAGUGUCUGACAACAUGAAUGGAAUUUCAAUACAGGAUAUGCCAGUCACAGGGAGGGGUCAUUCAGGUAGAAGCCGAGGUCGCCCCAAAGGUUCAAACAGUGGAUCAAAAAGCACAGGAAAAGGCAGGAGCCGGAAAUCAACAGCAGGAAGUGCAGCUGCCAUGGCAGGAGCUAAAGCAGGGGCAGCAGCUGCCUCUGCUGCAGCGUAUGCAGCAUAUGGAUACAGUGUGUCUAAAGGUAUGUCUUCAGGCAGCCCGCUGCAUUUGCCACAUAUCCGACACUCUGGACUUGCGGACUUUGGACCAUCAAGCGCCUCUUCUCCCUUGAGCAAAGGAAACAGUGUUUGUGGAACCUCUAAAACUUUAAACCUGACAAGUUCCUUGACACCAGAAACCUCUGUCCGAAAACAAUACAAAGGAGCCCACACCUCAGGUGGGCGAUAGUGGUUUUGAAUCCCUGGAACUUACCUGUGUCCAUAUUGGCUUUCUGAGCAGUCUACUCCAACCAGCAAAAGGGUAUUCAGAUGAUGCCUUGUUUUCAUCCCAUAUGUGGGUAUGAUGAGAUGAUAACUGCACUAAUGGGUAAGAAGUGUUCUCUGUGCACUGUCAUGUGUAGCCCAGUUUUUAGUACCUUUGCAAAUUUGUGAAGAGGAGGGACAUAGACUUAGGGUGCUUGUGCUUAACUUUUGCCAUUAAGUUCUUCUGGCAUCCUAGAAAUCAUGUGAGCAAAGGAUCCAGCCUCCAUGUGAGACUAGCAUCAAGGCUCCCCCUUUGUGCUCACACCAGCCUCUUCUCCCUUAAACUUUCAGGUUUUAUGUGGAAUUCAGCUGUAUUCUUAUAAUAAAGAGAUAAGUAUCAAAUAUUUGAGGGUACCCUGCAGGUUCAGAAAGAGGGUUAUGGUCAGUGCAUCUUUUGGAAAAAGCUAUGGAGAAAUAACUUGAUUGUUCCAAUGUGUAUCAAUGGUGGAUGCCGUGAAAAAUGGUUUUGUAAGGAGAAAGGAGUUUUGCACUGUGGCCCAAAAAUGGUAUUUUAUCAAUACCGUGUUUAUGAACAACUAGAGUUCUGUUCCUUUAAUUGAAAUAACAGCAGAACUGGUAUUUUGGGAAUGACAUUGCUGUGUCUGCUCCAGAGAGCAGAAGGCGCUUUAAGUUACUGCUUUACAUCGCAGUAUCUAGGUUCAUAUUCAUUUACUUUGAUAGCAUCUGAUUUUAAAUACAGUUUCUUGCAUUUGGCUUAUGUGGAAAUCUUAAAGGUUUUAGAAAGAAAAAAAAGUCAGCCAUUUUGUGUGUAAUUUUUAACAAGGGAAUUUGAUGGAGGGUAUAGAUCACUGCUGUUCUUCUCUUUGUGCCAUAGAAAAAGUUUUUAAAAUUAUGUUUUAGGUACCAUUGGCUACCAUACCACGGUAAAACAGCAAGGGCAAUGCGCCAUUCCCUGCUUCCAUCCAGUCUCUAGUAAAGUGAUGUCUCAUUCCAAGCUGUUGCUUUUUUAGGCAUAUCUUGUUCAACCCUUCACCCCCAGCAGGUUAAGAUUUGCUCCAUUGUGGUGAUCUAUUUCCUUAGCAAAAAUGGUCAGAGAACAGUAACACCAUGAGGGCAACUCUUUUGUUCUGGUACUCCUUUUUGAAUGCACAAGAACCCUCUGUUUUGACAUAGUAUAUAUGAUGUCUGCAUUGCACUGAGAUGAAGGAGAGAGGCAGUGCUCCUGCCUUUGUGUUGAUGUUAAGCGGUUGUUCUUUCUGGGCAUUUUCAUCCUUCAAGGGUGAACCAGGCUACGAGGUGAAGAUCUUAGCUAAGAAAGCAAAGGAUUUUUCAGUCUCAUGCACCUUGCCUGGCAUCCCACACUGUAGAGCAAGUGCUUCCUGUUGACUCUGCCUCUAAUUUGCACACCUGAAAAUAGCAGAAAUGAGUUCAGUUAGAUACCUUUUUUU
This is a messenger RNA of Heteronotia binoei (common prickly gecko), 6466 nucleotides long. It is a transcript of the gene INO80, whose product is annotated as INO80 complex ATPase subunit. Gene Ontology annotation, molecular function: ATP binding; DNA binding; ATP hydrolysis activity. The transcript has 36 exons. Gene Ontology annotation, biological process: DNA-templated transcription; DNA repair; chromatin remodeling. Bases 316 to 4983 code for a protein of 1555 amino acids. Lineage: Eukaryota; Metazoa; Chordata; Lepidosauria; Squamata; Gekkonidae. The record is from RefSeq and is a predicted model, not a curated record. Gene Ontology annotation, cellular component: Ino80 complex; nucleus.